Molecule: messenger RNA, 2610 nt
Organism: Lampris incognitus (smalleye Pacific opah)
Lineage: Eukaryota; Metazoa; Chordata; Actinopteri; Lampriformes; Lampridae
Gene: lrrc8db
Product: leucine rich repeat containing 8 VRAC subunit Db
Exons: 2
Coding region: 76-2610 (844 amino acids)
Molecular function (GO): protein binding
Source: RefSeq, a predicted model, not a curated record
GUCGAAACAUGGGAUGUAAAAUGAAACCUUGCUCGGUGCUAGUAUCAAGAUAAGUGGAUCAAAUUAUCAGAAGGAAUGUUCACUCUAACAGAAGUUGCUUCCCUGAAUGACAUCCAGCCAACUUAUCGGAUUCUGAAACCAUGGUGGGAUGUCUUCAUGGAUUACCUUGGCGUUGUCAUGCUGAUGUUGGCGAUUUUCGCUGGAACAAUGCAAUUAACGAAAGACCAAGUCGUUUGCCUUCCUGUUUUGGAACAGACACCAGGGGAGCAAGGGGGCUUCUCGGGACAAGAGCCAGCAGAGGCAUCUGCUGACACAUGGAAUGGAGAGAACAGGCUCACACUAGAUGCAGCACCUCUGAUGGCUAAAGAUUUGCCUGAGGAUAUUGUCCAUAAAAUUCACUUGACACAGACAGAUACUCCUGGGCAGCGUCUUCCCACAGGUGUCAGGACCAAACUGGAUUUUCAGCAGUAUGUUUUUGUCAAUCAGAUGUGCUACCAUGUGGCCCUUCCCUGGUAUUCAAAAUACUUUCCUUACCUCGCUCUAAUCCACACCAUUGUAUUAAUGGUCAGUAGCAACUUCUGGUUCAAAUACCCAAAGACAAGUUCAAAAGUUGAACAUUUUGUUUCAAUACUGGGAAAAUGUUUUGAAUCACCUUGGACAACGAAAGCAUUGUCUGAGACAGCAUGUGAAGACUCAGAAGAGAACAAGCAGAGACUUGCUGGUCCCCCCUCGCUUCCUAAACAUUUCUCAAUGAGCAGUGAGGAGGGAAGUCCAAACCAGUCCACACCAAUGCUUGCAAAAUCCAGUGUUAAGUUUUCUGCCGAAAAGCUUGUGAUUGAAGUUCCAUCCAUGACCAUACUGGACAAGAAAGAUGGCGAGCAGGCAAAGGCCCUAUUUGAAAAAGUGAGGAAAUUCCGUGCCCAUGUGGAAGACAGUGACAUGAUAUACAAGCUCUAUGUUGCUCAAACAGUGAUCAAAACUGUGAAGUUCAUCUUGAUCCUGUGCUACACAAUGACAUUUGUUGCUGCUAUAGAUUUUGACCAUGUGUGUGAGCCAGAAAUAAAACAUUUGACUGGGUAUGCUACAUUCCAUUGUACACACAACAUGGCAUUCAUGUUAAAGAAACUGCUCAUCAGUUAUAUUGCUAUCAUAUGUGUUUAUGGUGUAGUUUGCAUUUACACACUAUUCUGGCUCUUUCGGCGACCUCUCAAAGAGUAUUCUUUUGAAAAAGUCAGAGAGGAGAGCAGCUUCAGUGACAUCCCUGAUGUGAAGAAUGACUUUGCUUUUCUCCUGCAUAUGGUUGAUCAGUAUGACCAAUUGUAUUCAAAGCGUUUUGGAGUCUUUCUCUCUGAGGUUAGUGAAAACAAGCUACGGGAAAUCAGCCUGAACCAUGAGUGGACCUUUGAGAUACUGCGGCAGCAUGUAACACGCAAUGCUCAGGAAAAGUUGGAACUGCAUCUCUUCAUGCUGUCCGGAGUGCCAGAUGCUGUGUUUGACCUCACUGAUUUGGAAAUCCUUAAACUAGAAUUGAUUCCUGAAGCCAGGAUAACUGCUAAGAUUUCACAAAUGAUAAACCUCCAGGAGCUGCACUUCUAUCAUUGUCCUGCCAAAGUAGAGCAAACUGCUUUCAUCUUUCUUCGUGACCAUCUCCGGUGCCUUCAUGUUAAAUUUACAGAUGUUGCUGAGAUACCCACCUGGGUAUACUUGUUGAAAAAUUUAAGGGAACUGUACUUGGUCGGUAACCUGAAUUCUGAAAACAACAAAAUGAUUGGACUCGAGUCUCUCAGAGACCUCAGACACUUAAAGAUUUUGCAUCUCAAAAGCAACCUAACAAAAGUUCCUACAAACAUAACCGAUCUCUCUCCACACCUCAUCAAGUUGGUUGUCCAUAAUGAUGGUACAAAACUCUUGGUACUGAAUAGUUUGAAGAAAAUGAUGAAUCUCGCAGAACUGGAGCUUCAUAAUUGUGAACUGGAGCGAAUCCCUCAUGCCAUCUUCAGUUUGACCAACCUGCAGGAGCUUGACCUUAAAUCAAAUAACAUUCGUACCAUUGAAGAAGUUAUUAGUUUUCAGCAUCUCAAAAGGCUGACUUGCCUCAAACUGUGGCACAACAAGAUAAUCAACAUCCCAUUGUCAAUAAGCCAUGUCAAAAACCUCGAGUCACUCUAUCUUUCACACAACAAGCUUGAGUCCCUGCCCUCAUCUUUAUUCACUCUGCUUAAGUUGCGGUACCUUGAUAUUAGCCACAACUCAAUAGUGGUGAUACCACUGGAGGUGGGUUUUUUACAGAACCUCCAACAUUUUGCAAUUGCAGGCAACAAAGUUGAGGUGGUGCCUAAGCAAUUGUUCAAGUGCACCAAACUGAGGACAUUGUGUCUUGGCCAUAACUGUAUCUCUGCCCUUCCAGAGAAAGUUAGCCAACUAGUGCAGCUGACACAUCUCGAACUUAAGGGAAAUUGUCUCGACCGCCUCCCGGCUCAGCUCGGGCAGUGUCAUCUGCUUCGCAGAAACUGCCUAAUCGUGGAGGACCACCUCUUUGACUCGCUCCCAUUGGAGGUCAAGGACAACAUCAAUCAGGAAUCCACUGUUUCUUUUGCAAACGGGGUAUAA